This is a messenger RNA of Coffea eugenioides, 2030 nucleotides long. Its product is annotated as hexose carrier protein HEX6-like. The coding region runs from base 289 to 1821 and encodes 510 amino acids. Gene Ontology annotation, cellular component: membrane. Gene Ontology annotation, biological process: monosaccharide transmembrane transport. The transcript is spliced from 3 exons. The record is from RefSeq and is a predicted model, not a curated record. Gene Ontology annotation, molecular function: monosaccharide transmembrane transporter activity. NCBI's taxonomy places the organism in Eukaryota, Viridiplantae, Streptophyta, Magnoliopsida, Gentianales, Rubiaceae.
UCUUUCCCUCUACCUCUUUCAUAAAACCCCGCACGCUGCUUUGUCUUCCCGUCCAGCUAAAGCCAUCUUCCCUGGGGACUACGAAAAAAGGUACAGACUUCUUCCUGUGAACAUUCCUUGCCCGGGAGCUUUCUCUUAAGUAGGCUUUUCGGCAACUUCGGGAAACGGAGGCGUUCCAACUUCCAUCCGCAUGGAAAACUCGGCAUACCUCCACUAACUAGUCAGCUGUCGUAAGUCGCCGUGCUCUUCAGUCUUCACUCUUCUACUGUGAAAGUUUGCAGGAAAGCCAUGGCGGGAGGGCUGGUGGUUACAGGUAAAAGUCAGCCGUAUAAUGGGAGGAUUACAUGGUUUGUGGUGCUUUCCUCCAUGGUUGCGGCGACUGGUGGAAUUAUCUUUGGCUAUGAUAUAGGAAUAUCAGGUGGAGUUACAUCGAUGGAACCAUUUUUGAGGAAAUUCUUCCCAGAAGUGUACACUAAAAUGAAACAAGACUCCAAGAUAAGCAACUACUGCAAAUUUGACAGCCAACGUCUCACCUCCUUCACCUCUUCACUCUACGUUGCAGGGCUUGUUGCUUCUUUCUUUGCUUCACCAGUCACUAGAACUUUCGGCCGCAAGCCAUCAAUCCUGAUUGGUGGGGCCGCAUUUCUAACUGGUGCUGCACUUGGAGGCGCAGCUUAUAACAUCUACAUGCUAAUAUUUGGCCGCGUUUUGCUUGGGGUGGGAGUUGGUUUUGCCAAUCAGUCGGUCCCUUUAUACCUCUCAGAAAUGGCACCACCCAAAUCUAGAGGAGCUUUUAACAUUGGCUUCCAAUUUUGUGUUGGUAUUGGUGUUUUAGUAGCUAACCUUAUCAAUUAUGGCACGGAGAAGAUUAAAGAUGGUUGGGGAUGGCGCAUCUCCCUAGCAAUGGCUGCUGCACCAGCAACAAUUUUAACAGUGGGGGCACUUUUCCUUCCAGAAACACCCAAUAGUCUCAUUCAGCACGGAAAUGAUCAUGAAAAGGCCAUGAAGAUGCUGCAACGGAUUCGAGGCACGACUGAUGUCAAAGCAGAACUUGUUGAUCUUAUCAAAGCAAGUGAAAUUUCAAAGACAGUCAAACACCCAUUCAAGAAUCUUGCACAAAGAAAAUACAGGCCUCAAUUAGUCAUGUCAAUCGCGCUCCCCUUCUUCCAGCAGGUGACGGGAAUCAAUGUCAUCUCCUUCUAUGCACCCGUACUUUUCCGAACAAUUGGUUUAGGAGAAAGCGCAUCACUCAUGUCAGCAGUGGUUAUUGGACUUGUUGGCACAAGCUGGACCUUCAUAUCACUACUGAUAGUAGACAAACUCGGGCGAAGAACUGUAUUGAAGACAGGAGGAGUUCAGAUGUUUGUUUCACAAAUGAUGAUUGGAGCAAUAAUGGGAGUUAAGUUAGGGGAUCAUGGUGGAAUGAGCAAAGCCUAUGGGGUUCUAGUUUUGAUCUUAAUCUGCAUUUAUGUUGCUGGUUUCGCCUUGUCAUGGGGGCCUUUAGGAUGGUUGGUGACGAGUGAAAUAUUUCCUCUGGAGAUAAGGUCUGCUGCACAAAGUAUUACUGUUGCAGUGGGAUUUCUCUUCACUUUCUUGGUUGCUCAGACAUUCUUGGAGAUGCUUUGCCACUUCAGAUCUUGGAUUUUCGUCUUCUUUGGGGGAUGGGUUGCAAUUAUGACUGUAUUUGUAUGCCUUUUUCUGCCUGAGACUAAGAAUGUGCCAAUUGAGAAGAUGGAUGAAAUUUGGAGAGAGCAUUGGUACUGGAAGAAAAUAGUUGGCACUGAUCAGGAAUAUGACGAGAGCAAGACUGAUGAGGCAUAAUUUGUCAGCCACCAAGCUUUAUGGUUUCGCGCCCGUUGCCUCUAGAAUGCAACUUUAGCCUGUGCUAGCUGUGAACAUUUUCUGAUGCAGCGCCGGCAUGAUAUUUUAUAAAUGUAUCUUCCCGAAAGUCCUGCUAAUACAGCAGAGAUUCUUAUGGUUUUACGUGUUUGCAUCUGACGUGAUUCUUGAAAGAAUGAAAAUUACAGUCA